Pocillopora meandrina is the source of this 618-nucleotide messenger RNA. The record is from the annotation of a GenBank genome assembly. Lineage: Eukaryota; Metazoa; Cnidaria; Anthozoa; Scleractinia; Pocilloporidae.
UUAUACGAUAUCACAGGCUUUAAAGCUCUUCAGGUAGUCGCUACACUUGUUGGCAUUAUCAACGACAGAGAGAAGUUUACAACAGGCAAGAACUUCUACUUGAUGAUGAAACACAAUGCAAAGGUAGAGGAGCUUUUCAGACUCAAUGCAAAGCCACAAACACACCAGCCUGGCAAUGGCAUUGUAUCGAUACGUCCGAGGAGAAGGGAAAGAUUUUUUCGGGGAAGUGGGACAACCUACAAGGGUCUCAGGAAGGUUUUGGGGGCCCAUUAUCAGGAUAGCAUCUCCUUUGCAAAGGAUAUCAGAAAAAUAUUUCUGAACAAUAAAGUGUCCGAUUGCGAUUUUCCUCAAGUCACCCUUGAAGCCUACAUGAUUUUGCUGUUUGAAAUAGCUCGACGAAUGGUAAAGUUAAAAGAACCAAGCGAAAAAAAGGAGCAGUUUGAUGUUCUCCCAAUUGGAAGCGCCAUCGCAGGGAUUGUGAAACUGCUCGAGUAUGGCAAAGAUGAAAUAUGCACGUUUGAGAACGUUUUUCCUUCUGAAGGUAGGUUUCAUUUCUUCUCUGGCGAACCUAAGACUAGGAAAAGAGCGAUUGGCGACAUAAAAACAGCCUUAAAGUAA